AUGGCAACAACGGAAAGAUCACAAGAACAAGACGGAAGGUCCGUAACCCCGCAACCGCAACUGCAACCGCAACUGCAACCGCAACUGCAACCCCAAACGAAACCACAAUUACAUUCGUCACCACCCGCAUCACCACCAGCACCUCAACUGCAGGCACUGAGAGGAGCACAACUUGAUAAACAGAGACGUCCUUUGAAACAACAGUUUCAUCUGUUUCUGCUGUUUCCUUCUGCAACACAACAAUGUUCUGAGUUCAGUCUAGGAAAUCAGGACAAUCAAUUACAUCACCAAAACCUCAAACAACCAAAAACUCCUCCGAGAUCAAACAAAUAUGACCGCCAUCAAACUGAUAGGAAGGACAUUGCAAAUGAUGACGUUUCAGAUGGAGUAUUCUCCAAUUUCCAACUCCCCAAUGACAUUCUCAAGAACUUGACCCCCAUCAUCAAAUCACCUCCAAAAGACAAGACACGGAACCAUAUAAGAAGACAAACUCAUAUUCGAAACGUGCAAUUAAAGGUCUGUGCUCAAAACAAUCGUAUUUUGAAGAAGAUCAAGCACAACAGAGAAGAACAGGUUCGACUUUUGCAGAUGCAAUCAGCACGGUUCUCCAAGGAGUUGGAAAAAGCAAGAGGCAGAAGAGAUGGAUUCUUGCAAGAGAUAAGGGAUAGGGCUAGAAGAUUUGCAAAGGGACAUAAGGAAUUAGAAUUUAUGAAUAAUGACAAAAGAGCAAACACAUCAGCUGAUGAUAAUAGCGGUGCAAACAAUAUCUCUUUUGAAUUCAAACAAUCAUUAGCUAAUGCCAUUGUAUUCAGGAAUGAUGGUGAUGUCGAGUAUCACACGCUAGAGGACAUCUCACACCAUAUUACCGAUUCCAGUUCCAGUUCCAGUUCCAGUUCCAGUUCCAGUUCCAGUUCCAGUUCCAAUUCCAUUACUAGUAAUAUUAUUUAUUUCCAACGACAAUGUCGAAAACGAAUCUUUCAAAAACAAUUGCAGAGUCUUUUACUGUCCAAAUUUUUGAAUGAAAUUGACAAGUUGCCGUUCAAGCUGGUCUUGACAAUACUCAAUUCAGAUUCAAACAUCAAGCAAAGUUUAAGUUAUAUCAUCCAAUAUCUAAACAUUGCUCUGGACCAAUAUGAGAUUAAAAUGUUUCUUUACUGCUUUAUUAUGCUUGCCGAAUUCAAUGAUUGCAUGACAAAUAACCUGUGCCACCCUGGUUUUAAUUGCAAUUUGACUUGUUUUUAUCAAAAUGAUAAAAAUUAUCAGGAAGAAGAGAAUUUUUACAGAAAUUGCAUUUGGGUCAUGCUAUACAAAGCAAGCAUUUGCCUUUUGGAACAAUUCAAUACUUUUAUUGAGCUUUUAGCUCUUCCUUCUCGUAUUAGUAACUUUAAUGCUAAUAGUGAAAUGGCAAAAACUAUAUGGAAAUUUAAGCAGUAUUGGACCAUUUACAAAUUCAUUUUCAAUAUCUUCAAAUGGAAUCACUUUGAGGGUGUCAGGAGCUUACUUGACUCUUCUAUUGCCAUUGCCGACCAGCAUUUACAGAUUGUGCAACGCGAAUGUGAGCGUGAGCGUGAACAAAGAUGUAGUCGUGGGUAUGGACAAGAGGAGGAUCAAGAGCUGAAGCAAUGGGAUAUGGAAGACUGCGAAUUAGAACUGGACCUGGAUUUGGAUUUGGAUUUGGAUUUGGAUUUGGAGCUGGCACUGGAAAUUGGUCAACAAAACGUAGUAAACAAAUCAAUCAAAGACCAGAGAAGAAAGUUGCGUUUGGAAUUAUUACUUCUAAAUAAGUACAAUAUACAAUGGCUACAAGAUUAUAAUGAAUUGGACAAGGUUGUUGAAUUUACAAAAAGUAUAAAGUACCGCAUUAAGGAGCUUUAUAUCGAGUCUUCAAGACACCAAAUCCCCAGCUUUAUACAAAACAAGGCCAAUUUUAUUUGCUUUGACACUAUCAAGUUCCAUAUUCCUGAGAUGUUACCGAUUGACAAGUGGAGAGGAUAUUGGAUGUCUUUGUACUUUUAUGAGUAUUGCAAUAAGCGCAUGUACCCUGCCAAAUUGAAAAGUGGCUACAUGGGGGAAAAUGUGUUCAAUAUUGGUAAACGAAAAUUGGACUAUGUUUCUUUAAUCGAUUCAGUGGUUGACAUUGAUUCCAUGGACCUUAAAACAAUCUAUGAAUGUCUUUACGAUUUUUAUUUGGAGUUUUCGACUUCGAUCCAUUCUUUGCCUCGCAUUGAUGAUUCACUACCAAGUAUUUUGAAGAUCCAAAGGCUCAUUGAACACUAUAGUAAGCUGUCUAUUGGUGCAUUGUUCCAAUUUGAUGAGGAGGUGGAUAUUCUUGAUCCAAUUCAGUUGAAGUAUAAUGUUGUUAUGCAAUGGAUUAGAAAGUCACAAUUUGAUACUUUAAAAGAUUUUCAAAAGUUUGAAAACUUGUAUAUUAUAGUAUCUAGUUCCAAUUUCAAAAAUCUCAAGUACUCCAUAUUCACGCAAAACCCAAACUUGUUGUUUCCCAAGUUUUAUAAACUGGUAAGACAAGUGGUGGAGUUUAGUUUGGAUACUUAUCGGGCAGAAUGCAUAGUUGAGGCAUCGAAUAGAAACAGCGUGCACAGACUUAUGACCACCCGCCCAGUCUAUGAUUCUGGCGCUGCCAAAUUUUUUCAACACUAUUUCUGUUUUAUAAUUGCUAAUGGCAGUUGUAGAAACAAGGGUGAGAACAAAAGUAAUGAAUACGAGGCAGACGAAUUGAAUGCAAAUUACAGAGAUAAAUUUUCCCAGUUUAGUCAGCAAUUGAACAGUUUUAUAAAUGUCAACUGCAUAUGCCUGAUGUAUCGAGCAUUAACUGGAACCAAUAUUUCGCGGCACCAAUUGGCGCAAGCAAGUGAGUCGAUAGACCAUGUUGCAAACAAAAGGUUUGUCAGUUACUACAAGUCUCAUUCAGAGUCUAUUAUUUGUGUUUUGCGAGAAAAAUGGAUUGCAGCAAUGAGUAAAAAAGGGGAGAAGGAUGUGCUAAAUGAGAUUGCUAAAUUGUUUGCCAACUGUCUGUAUUGUCUUCAAGAUGUUCAGAUUUUAUCUAAAGAAAUCUCGAAUUUUACUUUGUUCUUGUAUGUUGUUUACCAACCAAUUUUGAACUGGAUAUAUGGAGACUUGGGAGCUCAAGUAGGAGCGUGA
Molecule: messenger RNA, 3159 nt
Organism: Lodderomyces elongisporus
Lineage: Eukaryota; Fungi; Ascomycota; Pichiomycetes; Serinales; Debaryomycetaceae
Exons: 1
Coding region: 1-3159 (1052 amino acids)
Source: RefSeq, a predicted model, not a curated record